Cyclopterus lumpus (lumpfish) is the source of this 1143-nucleotide messenger RNA. It is a transcript of the gene bdh2, whose product is annotated as 3-hydroxybutyrate dehydrogenase, type 2. Gene Ontology annotation, biological process: siderophore biosynthetic process. Bases 103 to 840 code for a protein of 245 amino acids. The record is from RefSeq and is a predicted model, not a curated record. Lineage: Eukaryota; Metazoa; Chordata; Actinopteri; Perciformes; Cyclopteridae. The transcript has 10 exons. Gene Ontology annotation, molecular function: 3-hydroxybutyrate dehydrogenase activity. Gene Ontology annotation, cellular component: cytoplasm.
AAUAGCGGUACACGCAUUGGGUCACGUGUGGUGCUCCUCCUGGUCUAUGCGGUCCAAAGUGUCAGACCUGACCUGGACACAGGCAGCAGUGAAAGCUGCACGAUGGGUCGCCUCGACGGGAAAGUGAUCGUGUUGUCGGCCGCCGCGCAGGGGAUUGGACGUGCGGCAGCAAUAGCGUUUGCAAAGGAGGGAGCUCAAGUCACAGCGACAGACAUAAAUAGAGAGAAGCUGAACGAGCUGGACGGAAUUCCAGGGAUCAAGACUAAGGUGGUGGAUGUGACGAAGAAGGACCAAGUUGAAGCCCUAGCCGAGGAACAUGACCGUGUGGAUGUGCUGUUCAAUGUCGCCGGCUUUGUGCACCACGGCUCCAUCUUGGACUGUGAAGAGGCCGACUGGGACUUCACCAUGAGCGUGAAUGUUCGCAGCAUGUACCUCAUGAGCAAGGCUUUCCUACCGAAGAUGUUGGCAAAAAGGUCAGGAAACAUCAUCAACAUGGCAUCUGUUGCAUCAAGCAUAAAAGGUGUUGUGAACCGGUGCGUGUACAGCACCUCCAAGGCUGCCGUGAUUGGGCUCACCAAAUCUAUAGCGGCGGAUUUCAUUGAGCAAGGCAUUCGCUGUAAUUGUGUCUGUCCCGGUACUGUUGAUACUCCAUCAUUGAGAGGUAGGAUCCAAGCCCAACCUGACCCAGACAAGGCUUAUACGGAUUUCAUGGCACGACAGAAAACUGGCAGAAUGUGUACAGCUGAAGAAGUGGCGUACCUGUGCGUAUACCUGGCCUCCGAUGAGUCUGCCUAUGUGACCGGGACAGAGCAAAUCAUAGAUGGAGGAUGGAGACUCUGAAAAAGCUUCUUUUUUUUUUUUUUAAACCCCAAAUAAAGUGCCCCCAGAAUUACUUGAUCAUCUUCUUUUUUUUUUUUUUUUUUGUGCAUGUUAUGUUUACUGAUUCUGUGGUAGACAUUCCCCACUUUCAAACUGAAAGCAAUGCUGCAAAUCUGCGAAAUGCCAAAAUAUGAAUAUGUUGUCUGAAAUUGUAAUAAAUUGAUAUCACACAUCCCUUAUUAAAUCGUGCAUAAAGCAAUAUGGUAAUGUGAUGGAUUAUGAGAUAUGUUUAAACAUCUAUAAAAACGUUUUCUUCGCAAACAC